AUGAACAGUUCACUGAAAGAAACCUUAAAAGAUAAUUGCACUCUUACCAACGCAACAGAUGGUUUAAUAUUUGAAGAAACCCUAACAAAUAACUGCACUAUUACUAAUGAAACAAAUAGCGGUGAAUCGAGAUGCGUUAACAGAGAUAAUUCCACUAUUACCAAGAAAACGAAUAGUGAAUCUACAAGCUCGUUCGUUAACAGAGCUGAAUGUACUCGUAAUACUACAGAGCCAUUGGUUGACGACAAUGACAAACUUGAUAAAUUAUUAAGGAUGACCUCAAUAAUCUCCAACCAGCUCCAGGAUCUGCAGAGAACUGUGGACGAAAUGGAGAAGAGAGGAAAUCCACAGAGGUGGAAUUAUUUUAAAAAUACAUGUACCUGCUCUUCAUUGGAGGCCGUGGAGCAGUUAAAUAAUUAUUUAUUGGAGAAAGAAAACGAACAAGAAUUCAUUAAAUAUAUUCAAUCUAUUGGGGGUAGGCAUUCUAAAGACAGGGUGAAUAGGAUUAUGUCCGCUCUUUUUACAAAUGGUUUGGGCCAAAAGUGCUCAUGGCUUGGGCAAAGAAACAACAUAAAGGCUAGUUGUUUUAAAUGCCUCGAAAUCACAAAAGAUAGUCUUCUAUCAAUAAUGGAUGGAUUCGAGUUUGAAAAACAUGCUGCUGAAUGGUUUAGACUCAGCCGCCUGAGACUGUCCCGUGAAAACAAAUAG
Psylliodes chrysocephalus is the source of this 708-nucleotide messenger RNA. The record is from the annotation of a GenBank genome assembly. NCBI's taxonomy places the organism in Eukaryota, Metazoa, Arthropoda, Insecta, Coleoptera, Chrysomelidae.